GUUCUCAGGUCUUUAGUCUUAAAGAUUUCACCUUAUACUCAGCAUGAGCAUAUUUCCAGUUCAGAGAUCACAGGAAAGCAUUUUCACUUCCAAGAUCACCUAAAUUAUACCUUGUUCUGCUACAUCAAUUCUGGGCAAUGUUUCCUUCACCUUGAACUUAUUUCUCAUUUGAUUACUUUUCCUGUCACUUACCUCACUGUUGCAAAACUUCCUUUUCUUUUCUUCAAAUAAUGCAAUAUCUGUUCUAGCCUUUAUCCAAGCAGAGCUCUUUCUGCUCCAUGUGCAGAUUCUGUAACAUUAUAUAAAAGUCAUGACUAUCUUCUUAUUUGAAAUUUUUUUCUUGCAAAUGCUUAAUAUACACGUCAUACUCUUUAUAAUCUUCUUCCUUGAAAACAUUCUCAUCUGCAUGAAAAUCUCAGAAUCUGGAUCAUAUUUGUUUUUUUCCACUUUUUUCUAUCAUUGACAUAAGAGGCUACCAAAACUUGGCUACCAUCUAUUCCUUAAGAAGAUAAUUGAAAAAGACAUUCUUGGGUUAUAAAUCUAAAAACAGACUGGGAGAUUAUUUACAUAUCAAAGAAGCAGAGAAAGAAUUUCUAAUUGCAAAUUUUCCAAAGCAAGUGAUUUAGGAAAACAGGGGUUAGGAGAAAAUGUCAGGAAGAAACCUGUCUAAAAUUUAGCCAUAUUGAUCAAGAAUCUGUGAAGAUGGAAUUGGUCUCUCAGUUUGGUAGGCCAAAGGUAAAUCUGAUAUAUUCUUUUUUGUCUCUUGGGUAAUCUAAAUAAUGUCCUCAGAGAAGUGUCUGGUGAAUUACUGGAAUAGAAAGGACGCUUGAAAGAUAGUUUCUUCUCAGCAGCCCAGUGAUGCUCAUUUAUGAAAUGUUCACUAUGAACAUUUUGCAAUUAUGCUAAAUUCAUAAAUUUCUUUGGUAAAAACAGAUUUUAAAAAGGAAAUAGAGUAGAUUUGUGAAAAAGAUUUGGAUGGGCCUCAAAAGGCCUGUAUUCUCAAAGUUUUUGAAAUGGGUUUUCUAUGGGAUCCAAGAUUGUUGUAAAAUCAAGAUCAUAUACAUGAUUUCAUUUUUAAAAAAUCUAUAAUUUGCAAAGUUUGACAAUUGCCCAAAAGUUUCAAUUUUGUAUCUUACAGAUGAGGAAAGAGAUGAAAAGAAAUAAUGAUUGACCAAAGUCUGAUGGUUAUGGUUACAUAUUUUGGAUAAAACAUACCAAGUGGGCUGUGACCAACCUGUUACCCCUUCUAUGCCAUUAUCGAUGAUCGUAUGUACUAAAAGGUUUGAAAAACUAUACUCAGAGAUACAUAAUUCUUCCACAAUAUCUGAAAAGGCAGAAUACAGUACAAAGGAAAACAAAGCAGCUAGAAUUAAAGAGCACUAUGAUGUUUUUGAUCCAUGGAAAGCCUGUAUAAAGCUUAAUGGUCAAUGUAAAAAUCAAUGUGGUGAAAAUGAAUUUAAGAUGUCGUACUGUGCAAGACCUGAAACUCUUUGCUGCUUGAAAGAAUGCGACCCUGUCGAGUAAUUGAAGAGACUCAUUCACAAAAAACACCAACAAAGGAUUUCUUAUAAUAAAAAUACCUCAAGUGCUUAA
Molecule: messenger RNA, 1593 nt
Organism: Acinonyx jubatus (cheetah)
Lineage: Eukaryota; Metazoa; Chordata; Mammalia; Carnivora; Felidae
Product: beta-defensin 112
Exons: 4
Biological process (GO): innate immune response
Cellular component (GO): extracellular region
Source: RefSeq, a predicted model, not a curated record